Phaeoacremonium minimum UCRPA7 is the source of this 1323-nucleotide messenger RNA. Its product is annotated as putative dicarboxylic amino acid permease protein. Bases 1 to 1323 code for a protein of 440 amino acids. Gene Ontology annotation, cellular component: membrane. Gene Ontology annotation, molecular function: amino acid transmembrane transporter activity. Gene Ontology annotation, biological process: amino acid transmembrane transport. The transcript has 2 exons. NCBI's taxonomy places the organism in Eukaryota, Fungi, Ascomycota, Sordariomycetes, Togniniales, Togniniaceae. The record is from RefSeq and is a predicted model, not a curated record.
AUGUCGUCCUCCGACUUUCACAAUGAAGGCCAGGGCACCGCCUCCGAAGCUUACCACCCCGAGAUCGAACCUGCUCGUCUCGAUGGCGAUGAUGUUUCACAACACUCUAAGAUCCUGACGGACCACGAUGGUGACCUUGUCACGGUUUUGGAAACGCAGGCCUUGCAGCGUGGCCUGAAGCAGCGCCACUUGUCCAUGUUGGGAAUCGCAGGAUCAAUUGGAACGGGGCUUUUUCUCGGCCUCGGCGGCGCGGUGCAAACAGGCGGUCCGCUUGGCGCACUCCUCGGAUACACCGUGGUCGGCCUGGUGGUGUGUGCCGUGCAGUUCGCACUUGGUGAGGUUUCGGCAUUGUUGCCAGUGACAGGUUCUUUCGUACGACAUGCCGAGUUCCUUGUCGACCCAGCCCUCGGUUUCGCCAUCGGUUGGAACCUCGUCUAUGGUAACCUCCUAUCAAUCCCGUCCGAGAUCACGGCCAUCUGUGUACUCUUCGAGUUUUGGACCGACAUAAAUCCCAUUGUGUGGAUCGUUGUAUUCAUCAUACUUACCCUAACAGUGGGCUUCUCCCUCGUCCGCAUCUUUGGUGAAGUCGAAUUCGUGUUCGCCGCGCUCAAAAUCGCUCUAGUGGUCUUUCUCAUUAUUCUGGGGUUGGUUAUCAACCUAGGUGGUACCCCGGGUUCACCACGAAUCGGGUUUUCGUACUGGAAUAAUCCCGGACCCUUUGUCGAGUACAUUGCAUCUGGAAACUUGGGCAAAUUCCUCGGAUUUUGGGGCGUGCUGACCAGCGCCGUUUUUUCUUUCGCGGGUGUCGAGUCGCUUGCUAUGGCGGCUGCUGAAACUUGCUCGCCGCGCCGCGCCAUACCACGCGCAUGCAAACGUGUCUUUGCUCGAGUUUUACUCUUCUACAUUCUCGCUGUGCUGAUAGUCGGCAUGCUAGUACGUAGUGAUGACGAACGCCUCGAUGGUAGUGGCUACACUUCAGCGCAGAGUCCUUUCGUCAUUGCCGCCAGCGCUGCCGGGUAUCCAGCCAUCGCUAGCGUUGUAAAUGCGGUCGUCAUCACAAGUGCAUGGAGUGCUGGUAAUCAGAGUCUGCUGGCGGGUACGCGUGUUCUCUAUGGUCUGGCUCUCAAAGGACAGGCCCCCAAAAUAUUCCUCAGGACGACGCGCUGGGGAACCCCCUAUUGCGAUGACUGUCUUCUGGUGGCUGGUGGACCUUACCGCUGCGGGCGUUCUGGUUUCGUGGUCGGCGAUCCUACUAAAUCAUAUUCGAUUGCGGAUGGCUAUGAGAAGACAAGGAAUCCCUACGAACAGGCUUCCCUGGUAUAA